Molecule: messenger RNA, 5003 nt
Organism: Hyposmocoma kahamanoa
Lineage: Eukaryota; Metazoa; Arthropoda; Insecta; Lepidoptera; Cosmopterigidae
Product: multidrug resistance-associated protein 4-like
Exons: 25
Coding region: 223-4404 (1393 amino acids)
Biological process (GO): transmembrane transport
Cellular component (GO): membrane
Molecular function (GO): ABC-type transporter activity; ATP binding; ATP hydrolysis activity
Source: RefSeq, a predicted model, not a curated record
GCCAGUUAGCACGAGUGUUAGCACUCCGCGUCAACUGUCGGCAUAUCGCCCAGCGUACGCGCAUCUCGGCGGCAGCGCCAUAAUCCGCGAAAAUCAACACACCUUCUCAAUUUAAAAAUGUUUUGCAAAUUGCAAUAAGUUUUCGUGACACGAAAGGACUGUGGACCAAUAUUUUUUUUUCUAUUUUAUCCUGUUUUCUGUCAUUAAUUAAAUUCAACAAAAAUGGUCAGUGGAAAUAAGGACCCCAGCAAACCCGAGAAGAUACCACCACAAAAUCGCGAAAAGAAAACCAACAACUACAAGAGAGCAAAUCCACUAUCUAAAAUAUGGUUCGUCUGGAUGUUACCCACCUUCUGGCGAGGAUACAAGCGCGACCUGUACGACUCCGACCUUACCAAGCCGAAAGAUAACCAUCUCUCAGACAAGCUUGGGAACAGACUCGAAAAGAAAUGGCUGGAGGAAAUUGCGUUGGCAAACAAGAAUGGCCGAAAACCGUCGCUCCUGCGUGCCAUGGUUAAAACGUUCUGGAUGAGUUUCGCACCUUCCGGGUUCAUGUUCUUCAUACAAGCCCUGUUACUCAAGCCGUUCCAACCAGUGGCAUUGAGCAUGAUGCUGGCAUACUGGGAGCCAGGCUCGGAUAUGUCGUACGAACAAGCAGUAUACUGUGCAACGGCCGUGAUUCUCAUGUCCGUCUUCAUCGCCUUCUUGAACCACCACGGCACCUACUCUACUCAGCAGUUCGGCAUGAAAGUGCGCAUUGCUGCUUGCUCACUAAUCUAUAGAAAGGUUAUGCGCAUGAGUUCCGGUGCGUUAGCACAAACGACAGCCGGUCAGGUGGUGAACUUGCUCUCGAAUGACGUGAACCGCUUCGACUAUGCGUUCAUCUUCUCCCAUUUCAUUUGGCUGCUGCCGCUACAGGCCAUUCUGGUUUGCUACCUCAUCUACCUCAAGAUCGGAUAUGCUGCUAUUAUCGGUGUCGUUGGCAUCGUUCUUCAAACAAUACCUGUUCAAUCAUACAUGAGCAAAUUGGCGGCAAGGUUACGUAUGAAAACAGCUACUAAAACUGACGAACGAGUGCGAAUUAUGGACGAAAUUAUCAAUGGCAUGCAGGUAAUCAAAAUGUAUGCAUGGGAGAAGCCUUUCGAGCAAGUGGUUGCGAUGGCGAGAAAAAAUGAGAUAAACUGCAUCACCUCCGCGUCUUACCUGCGAGGAGUAUACCUCAGCUUCAUGGUUUUCACCGAGCGUCUUACCCUCUACAUUACUCUUCUGUCUUAUUCUCUCUUCGGCUUCCAAGUUACUGCUGACAUUGCUUUUCCGAUUGCUCAAAUGUUUAACACUCUUCAAGCUUCUUUAGCAAUAAUGAUGCCAAUGAGCCUUGCCCAGCUAAUGGAGUGUUAUUCUUCUAUCCUUCGAAUUCAAGCUCUAAUGUUAUUGGAUGAACGGGAAGAUCUCCGAAGCGUUGCCGACGUCGAUAUUGCAAAACUUGUACAAAGUGUGGAGAACAAAAAGAACAAGAACCUUGAUGAGGUCGAUUUGUGUCGGAAUACUUUCAAGAAGAUUGAUGAAGAAGGCAUCUGUAACCCUGGUUUUGAAUGCAAUGAAAAAGGUCUGAUCAGCCAAGCUCUAAAUGCGCUAACACUAAGCCCUGACGUGGGUAUUCUCAUCCAGGAUGUUUGCGCUCGCUGGACUGAGGACGGACCACUGACCCUUAAGAACAUCAACUUCACUGUGCCUAAAGGCAAACUUUGCGCUGUCAUUGGGUCUGUUGGAUCAGGAAAGAGUUCAAUACUGCAGCUCCUCCUUAAUGAGUUGCGAUCAACAAGCGGUCGUGUGCAGCUCUGUGGACCUUUGUCCUACGCUAGCCAAGAGCCCUGGCUUUUUGUGGCGACAGUUAGACAGAAUAUUCUCUUUGGUCUACCUUACAACUCAAAGAAGUAUAAAGAGGUAGUGAGAGUAUGUGCGCUACAGAAAGACUUCCAACAGUUCCCCCACGGAGACCAAACACUUGUUGGAGAACGAGGAGCCUCACUAUCAGGAGGCCAGCGAGCGCGUAUCAACCUAGCUAGAGCGGUUUAUAGACAGGCAGACGUGUACCUCCUAGAUGAUCCGUUGUCAGCAGUGGACGCUCACGUGGGGCGGCAGCUGUUCGACGAGUGCAUCAACGGGUAUCUGCGGCACACCACCCGCGUUCUGGUGACGCAUCAGUUACAUUACCUGAAGGCGGCUGAUUACAUUGUCAUAAUGAAUAAUGGAGCCAUAGAAGUUAAAGGAACUUUCGAGGAACUACAAACUUCAGCUAAAGACUUCGCCAAACUACUGUCGUCGACUCACGACGAGAACGACAAUAAAGAGGCGGAAAAACCUCCUCCGAUGUCGAGGCGAACUUCAGCUCGCCUCUCGACAACACGUCGGCCAUCCUUGACGGAAUCAAUGUCCGGUUUUGAAGUUCCUGCACAGGAAAUGGAAGAGGAGGAAAGAGAGUCAGGAUCUAUGAGCUGGCGCGUAUAUAGCGCCUAUCUGAAGGCUGGAGGGCGUACACCCAGAAUCGUCUUCAUGGUAUUUCUAUUGAUCGUAGGACAAUUGUCAGCGACGUUUUGCGACUACUGGGUAACUUUCUGGACGAACGAAGUCACACGACAGAAAGAAAGAGAGACCAACAGUACGACCAAAAUAGAUUACGACAGGAUUUUAACGCCAAAGAACUCUACUUUCGACUUCGCUAGCUAUUUCUCUGGAAUCGACCUUAAGCCGGAUUUGGAUAUACACGCACACAUCGGUCCAUUGGACACCUCUCAGUACCUUUACGUAUACUCAGCACUAAUAGUAAGCUGCAUUUUCUUCAUAACGGCGAGGGCGUUUAUGUUCUUCAAAGUUUCGAUGACUGCUUCGAGGAACCUCCACAACGACAUGUUCCACUCAAUGUUACGAGGGGUCAUGCGGUUCUUUGAUACUAACUCUUCAGGUCGUAUCCUCAAUCGUUUCUCAAAGGACAUUGGCGCUCUAGAUGAACUGCUACCUCGAUUCCUUUUGGAAUCUAUCCAGAUCUACCUCGUAAUGUUCAGCAUCCUAGCCCUGAAUGCUGCAGCUCUCGUGUGGACCCUUCUCCCAACAACCAUCAUCUUGCUGCUGUUCUACACUAUCCUGCAAAUCUAUUUAAAAUCUGCUCAAAGCAUAAAACGACUGGAAGGCACAACCAAAAGUCCCGUGUUCUCUCACAUGUCGGCAACUCUGAACGGCAUCAGCACAAUACGCUCCUCCGGAGCACAACAGAGGUUAAUCAAGGAGUUCGAUAGAUUCCAGGAUAUUCACACUUCAACAUGGAGUAGCUACCUUGCCAGCGGAGUUACACUGGGAUUUUGGCUUGACUUCAUUUGCGUGCUGUAUUUGAGUAUCGUCAUUGUUGCCUUCCUCGUUAUUGACAGCAAAACAAUAUUCUCCGGCAACGUAGGCCUUGCAAUUUCGCAGACCCUCAUCCUAACAGGUAUGCUGCAGUUCGGAGUCCGCCAAACCGCUGAGGUCAUCUCGCAGAUGACCAGCGUCGAACGUAUCCUGCAAUACACUCAUAUUGAGCGGGAACCACAGUGGGACAAGGGAGCCAAGGAGACGCCCAAAGAUUGGCCCUGGCAAGGAACUAUUGAAUUCCGUAACUGCUACAUGAAAUACACCCCUGAAGAUUUGCCUGUUCUUAAAAACUUGAAUCUCAUCAUCAAUAGUGGAUGGAAGGUGGGAAUAGUGGGUCGAACCGGUGCUGGGAAAUCUUCUCUUAUUUCUUCUCUGUUUCGACUAGCUAUAGUCGAAGGAGAGGUCAUCAUUGACGGCGUUGACACUUCCGAGCUAGCGUUACAGGAUCUGCGAUCGAAAAUAUCAAUAAUCCCACAAGAGCCGGUACUGUUCUCGGCGACUGUUCGCUACAACCUAGAUCCAUUCAACGAAUAUGACGACGACCGACUUUGGCAAGCCCUUGAAGCCGCUGACUUGAAAGCAGCUGUUCCGGCGUUGGACUUCAAAGUAUCGGAAGGUGGCAGCAACUUUUCCUUAGGACAACGGCAACUGGUGUGCCUUGCCAGAGCCAUUCUCCGCGGCAACCGUAUUCUUGUCCUUGAUGAGGCCACCGCUAAUGUCGAUCCGAAAACCGACGAGUUCAUCCAAAAAACGAUAAGAAAACGCUUCGCAGACUGCACUGUACUAACAGUAGCACAUCGCUUAAACACCAUCAUGGAUUCAGAUCGCGUCAUGGUGAUGGACUCAGGGCGGCUAGUUGAGUUCGAUCACCCUUACAAACUACUCAGUAACUCAGAAGGAUACUUCACAAAAAUGGUGAAAGAAACCAGUGAUAAAAUGUCAGCACAACUUUUUCAAAUCGCGAAAGACACGUAUAUCAAUAACGGUGGCGUCAUAGAAUGAAAGGAAUGUAAAAGGAAGUCUUAAUUUUUAAUUCUUUACCUACGUCCUGUAUAUUUUAUUUGUAUAAGUAUUUACCUAAUAGCAGAUACUUUUUAGCUAGCAUAGUUAUUAUAUACAUAUAUAUUUUGGCAAUGCCUUGUUGUACUUUGUCGAAGCACAAAAUGAAUACUCGGCGAUGGAAUUCAAGAUCAAAAAAGUAAACAGUAGUGUUGCCUUUACAAAACAAUAUUUUAAAAAUCGUGCAAAUGUGAAAACGUCUAAACAAAAAUGCAUACUAUUUUACUUAAAUUAAAUAUACCUGUAUUAACGAACCCGUAUAAACAAUUUGUUAAAUUCCAUGGCCGUAUACAUGGUUUCUUAGUCGUGUCUAUGCAAAAGUACUAUGUUAUACAAGGUUAAGAGAGUUUGUCAAUUUAAUUAUUAAGAAAUUACGUAAAUUACGUUAAAUCCUUUCAUUUCAUUCAAAUUAACUUAGGUGAUUGUUAAGGAAUAUAAUAGAUGUUAAUAUUACGUAUGUUAUUUUUAUGAUCCAUCACACAAUAGAAUUAAGUUAUUAACGUAAUCCAAUGCUGACUGAUGAGUUUUUGAUUGUGUAAGAA